AUGGAAUACAGCCCGCUGAAGAGUCCAGGCAGACAAUUUGCAUUUUACAAUGAAAAUGAAGUCUGCAAACAAGAUUUCUUUAUUAAAUCACCACCUCCCGGGCUCUUCACUUCUAUAACGUCAUGGAAGAAGCGGUUUUUUGUUCUGUCCAAGAAUAAGAAUAACAUCUACUGUCUUUCCUAUUACAAAGACCAUCAUCACCGAGGCCUGAUUGAAAUCGAUGGGAAUUCCAUUAUAGAAGUUGGCAUAAGUAAUGAGGAGAAACUGCAGUCUGUACAGAAGAUGUUCCAUUGCCAGCCUGAGGAGGUGAUGUCCCUCAGAACCACCAGGAGGGACUACUACCUCAUUAACCACGACAGGGAGAAGAUUAAAGAGUGGGUCUCCUUUAUGUCAACCCUAAGCCGCUGGGAAUUAAAAGCAGCAUUCCAGAAUACAGAGGUGACUAUAGCAAAUAAAAUAGCAGGUGUUCCCCAAGACAAGGCUCGUCAGUCUGCUGGCAGCCAAGAGGAGACCCAGAGCCUUCCAGAGACUCGACCUGAGCCGUCUCACCCGCAAGAAGAAGGUUCAGGAAGAGAUGUGCAUCUGUGCCCUCCCAGUCCGGAAGCAGAGACGAUGAAUGACAUAAAGGGGUCAGCCUCGCCAACUGUGGUGCAGUUGUCAAUACUGAUCAAUAACAUCACCGAUGAGAGCAAAGUGGAGAGACUGAAUGUGAGCCUUUCUGUUGCUGACAUCACCAAUUUUCUUUCUUUUGUCGAAGCUGCAGGACGGAUAUGUGUGGCUCGGUGGGAAGGCCCCGCGCACAUGGGAUGCAUCUUUUUCCACGGAGAUCACCUGUUGGCUGUGAAUGACCUGGUCCCCAAGAACCUGGAGGAAGUGUUUCUGUUUCUCAGUCGGUGUGUCCAGAAGGCGAAAGUUAAACUCACCAUUGGACGGAUCCAGAACUCAGAGAAAUUCCAUGCUCAGUCCUGCACCUGCCCCCUGAAAAACAAGGCUGUUGUACCUCUUGAACUGGACAAACCUCGGCAGCCCAGGCUUCCUCGGAGGAACCCAGCCAUUCGAAAGAGUUCUAGCAAAGAAUCUGACGCCUAG
This is a messenger RNA of Sorex araneus (European shrew), 1089 nucleotides long. It is a transcript of the gene PLEKHS1, whose product is annotated as pleckstrin homology domain containing S1. The record is from RefSeq and is a predicted model, not a curated record. The transcript has 9 exons. Lineage: Eukaryota; Metazoa; Chordata; Mammalia; Eulipotyphla; Soricidae. Bases 1 to 1089 code for a protein of 362 amino acids.